Molecule: messenger RNA, 546 nt
Organism: Insectozyma verbasci
Lineage: Eukaryota; Fungi; Ascomycota; Pichiomycetes; Serinales; Debaryomycetaceae
Source: the annotation of a GenBank genome assembly
AUGGGUUUAUCAUUUUCAAAAUUAUUUGCUAACCUUUUUGGUAAUAAAGAAAUGAGAAUUUUAAUGGUUGGUUUAGAUGCAGCAGGUAAAACCACUAUAUUAUAUAAAUUAAAAUUGGGUGAAAUUGUUACUACAAUUCCAACUAUUGGUUUUAAUGUUGAAACCGUUGAAUAUAAAAAUAUUUCAUUUACUGUAUGGGAUGUUGGUGGACAAGAUAAAAUUAGACCAUUAUGGAGAUAUUAUUUUCAAAAUACUCAAGGUAUUAUAUUUGUUGUAGAUUCAAAUGAUAGAGAUCGUAUUGCUGAAGCAAGGGAAGAAUUACAACAAAUGUUAAAUGAAGAUGAAUUAAGAGAUGCAUUAUUAUUAGUUUUUGCGAAUAAACAAGAUUUACCAAAUGCAAUGAAUGCUGCUGAAAUAACCGAAAAAUUAGGUUUACAUUCAAUUAGACAAAGACCUUGGUAUAUUCAAGCUACUUGUGCUACUACUGGUGAUGGUUUAUAUGAAGGUUUAGAAUGGUUAUCAACUAAUUUAAAAAAAUCUGGAUAA